Molecule: messenger RNA, 1442 nt
Organism: Anastrepha obliqua
Lineage: Eukaryota; Metazoa; Arthropoda; Insecta; Diptera; Tephritidae
Product: vitellogenin-1-like
Exons: 3
Coding region: 73-1239 (388 amino acids)
Molecular function (GO): lipase activity
Source: RefSeq, a predicted model, not a curated record
CACUGAAGUAAAUCUAAUUGGGAAGUAGAAGUUGUUUUCUCCACAAAGUUCAAGAUUUUAAAUUUUUGUAGAAUGAAGCUGUUUUCCUUCAUUCUCCUUUUGUCAAUACUGCACGCCAAUAUUGCAUUGGAUUUCACAAUACAGGAUCUGUUGUACUCAGUAGAACAGGCGAUCGAAGGCUUAGUCGAAAGUGCACCCGGACCUUUGCGACCAGACUACCUUUUCAAGUCUAUAAAAAAUAUAGUCGAAGGGUUACCUGCUCAAAUCGCAAACAGCAUUGGAAAUUCAAUUUGUUCGGCGGUUAUAGCCAAGGGCAAGGAUCAGACUCCUGAUCAAUAUGAUCCAACACUGGGAGAUAUAAAAUUUCAAUUUCGCACACCCUGCGAUAAACGAGAAUAUCCUGUCGCAGAUCCAUCAGGUUUGGCUCACGACAAAGAUUUCGAUCCUGAAAAGAAUACAGUGAUAUUUGCGACUGGUUGGACUACGACUGUGAAUAAUGAUCAGCAAGCUGCACUAGCCAAGGCGUAUAAUAGUCGUGGCGAUACUAAUUAUCUGGCCCUAGACAUGGGUAACUACGUAAAUACGCUAUAUUUCUGGUCAUCAGAGAAUACCGACAAAAUAGGCGAAUAUCUUGCCGUAGGCAUAGAACGUUUGGAGUCUAUUAUAGAUAUUGGAAAACUACAUAUAAUGGGUCACAGUUUGGGUGCACAAAUAAUGGGUUCUGCUGCUCGUCACUAUCGUCAUUUUACUGGGAAAACGUUGCCCUAUGUGACUGGUCUUGAUCCAGCUUUUGCCUGUUUCAAUGAGGGCGAGGAACUCACAGUCAUAUCUGCCAGCGAUGCUGACUUUGUUGAUAUCAUUCACACGGAUCCUGGUUCGUUUGGUCAAUUCGCCGCCUACGGAGAUGUGGACUUCUAUGUUGGGGGUAAAUUUCCUAUACAAGACGCCUGCAAUGAUCCCACUUGCUCACAUAACAUCGCUGUUUCUUACUACGCUGAGUCGGUUUAUCGAAAUAAUGAAGAUGAUUUUCUGGCAAAGCGCUGCAACUCCCUGAAUAGUUUGCAGGAGGGAAAAUGUGUUGGCAGUGAAUAUCCCAUGGGAUAUGCUGUGCCCCAUAAGUUAAGAGGCAGAUAUGUUCUAGAAGUGAAUGCAGAGAAGCCCUAUGGCAAAAAUGCAACUGAUGACUACACUGAUCCUGAUUCCUCAACUCUUGGCAGUUGUCGAUUAUUUAGGAAGUAGACCUAUGAACGUUUUUAAAGUGCAUAUCAGUUAACAUUUACUUAUAUUUUAUUUUUAAUUUUAUUACGCGGCCGCCGUAGCUGAAUGGGUUGGUGUGUGAAUACCAUUCGGAGUUUAGAGAGAUCGUAGAUUCGAAUCUCUGUGAAAAACCAAAAUGAAGAAAAAGUUUUUUCUAAUGGCGGUCGCCUCUCGGCAGGCAAUGG